Molecule: messenger RNA, 1688 nt
Organism: Pseudoliparis swirei
Lineage: Eukaryota; Metazoa; Chordata; Actinopteri; Perciformes; Liparidae
Gene: mtap
Product: methylthioadenosine phosphorylase
Exons: 8
Coding region: 99-941 (280 amino acids)
Biological process (GO): nucleoside metabolic process
Cellular component (GO): cytosol
Molecular function (GO): S-methyl-5-thioadenosine phosphorylase activity
Source: RefSeq, a predicted model, not a curated record
UGUCUGAUGUCCGUUGUGCUCACGGGUGUUAACAGUUGUGGCGACGAAGGGUCUUUCCUCUCAACUUCUUUAGUUUGAAAAACAUUCCUAUUCUCGUUAUGGCUUCCGUGGUGCCCAUUAAGAUUGGAAUAAUUGGUGGUUCAGGCCUUAAUGAUCCCGAUAUCUUGGAGGGGAGAACUGAGCGUUAUGUGGACACACCGUAUGGAAAGCCAUCCGACGCUCUGAUACUGGGGAAGAUAAAAAAUGUGGAAUGUGUGCUCCUUGCCAGGCAUGGGAGACAACACACAAUAAUGCCGUCCAACGUGAACUACCAGGCCAACAUCUGGGCACUGAGAGAAGAGGGCUGCACGCAUCUGUUGGUUACCACAGCCUGUGGCUCACUCCGGGAGGAGAUUCAGCCAGGAGACAUUGUCAUCAUAGAUCAGUUCAUUGACAGGACUACAAAGAGGGCUCAGACGCUGUAUGACGGGCAGCCCACCAGUCCUCCAGGAGUGAGUCAUAUUCCUAUGGCUGAGCCGUUCUGUAACAGAACCAGAGAGGUUCUGGUUGAGGUGGCUCGGAGCCUGGGGGUCAAGUGUCAUGUCCGAGGGACAAUGCUGAGUAUUGAGGGGCCGCGCUUUUCCACGCGUGCAGAAAGCCUGAUGUUCCGCCAGUGGGGCGCUGAUGUCAUCAAUAUGACCACUGUGCCAGAGGUGGUCCUUGCCAAGGAGGCUGGCUUGUGCUAUGCCAGCAUUGCCAUGGCAACAGACUACGACUGUUGGAAGGAGCACGAGGAGGCGGUCUGCGUUGACAACGUACUGAAGACGAUGAAGGAGAACGCCAACAAAGCCAGCAGUAUCCUGCUGACGGCGAUCCCUCAGAUUAGUCAGAUGGACUGGGCUCAGACAAUGAAGACCUUGAAAUCGACGGCUCAGUCUUCGGUCAUGUUACCUAAACACUAAGCAUUUUGAACCACCCGCACCGACACGGACAACAGACUCGACGCCGCCUGUGGAUUUGUCAUCAGUGAAUCACAAAAAAGUGCCUCUCAUAAAUAAUGCAUGUGCUCUGGCUGCAGCUGGAGUCUCAAAGUACACAACUUGCCACAGUCCACUCAUUUUUCUCUGAAACACUCAGUGUCCCACCAUAUGUUCAGGUACAAAACAUUUAAAACAUCAAAAAUCUUUUAAACGUUAUACUCGAUAUCAUUUUUUGUGGAUUCAUAUUUUUGUUGUGGUUAACUUUCAAAUGUAUAUAUUUGCCUGUAAACCAUUGGUGUCUGUAUUGCUAUUAAUGCAGGAUACAAUACAAAUGCUUUGGGAGUUUAGCACAUGAAUACGUUGUUAUUCGUCUUUAAGUCAAAUCUGAUGUUUUAAAAGCAUCGGAUGCCCUCAAGUAAAAUGUUACAUGCCUGGAUACACGUCAGAAAAAUGUUGUCUGAUCAAUUUUUUUUUUUUCCAGCUAUCAUUAAAUCAGCUAAUUGACAUUAUUUUGGAAUGCUUUAAAGAAACUGACUGACAGAUGACUGGCAUUUUUUUCACACUUAAAAUGUUUAAUAUACUGUACUGUUCAUCAAAAUAAUGAAAUUGGCCACAUCUGUUGCAGUGCUGGGCCUCCUGUCACCGCUCAUGUUUGUCAUUUCUGUUUUCUUAUCUGCUUCACCUGAAUAUCAUCACACUCCAUCGUAUCUUAAAAUAUUUGUCACCUUG